Molecule: messenger RNA, 2439 nt
Organism: Urocitellus parryii (Arctic ground squirrel)
Lineage: Eukaryota; Metazoa; Chordata; Mammalia; Rodentia; Sciuridae
Source: RefSeq, a predicted model, not a curated record
AUGACAGUGAGUCCUCGGCCUCACUUCUUCACCAGAGCGACCAUCUUUAAGGACACCCUUGACAACAUCCACCUUGCUAAAGCCGGUGCUCAAGCCUCAGUCCUCACUGGACGUAACCCAUCAGAACCCAUUUCUGGCAGUGCAGCCAAAUCUGAAGGGAAGCAGAGAGUAGAGAGCGGUUUCCCUUAUAUCCCAGAUGUCAUGUCCACAGAAGUACAGAUGCCAGGAAGAAGUUCCCUGCUAUUGAUGAAGGGACAGGAACAGGCAGAGGAACUUGCUAGCCAAGACUUGCUCCUACUUUUUACACUCUAUUCACCAGAUCAGGAGGGUACCUGUGUCAUGCGACACCAAGAAGGCUUCACGGCUAAAGAUGGAGCAGAAUAUGGGGACCAGGGCGGAGGGGAGGGGUCCAGACGCAGCACCUGGGCUCCUCAAGCCCCCUGGGCCUGCGGGGGAGGGGAGCAAGGGGCGCAGCGCUCCCAGCUCCCAGUCCCUGCAGCUGUCCUGCGGGCGCGGAGCCUCCGGGGUCGGCCUCGCCCUGGGGGUGGGGGUGAGGGGAUGCACGCUCGAGCUGCAGGCCCCGCUCGUGCAAGCUCUGCACACCUGCCCGCCGGCGAGGCUUCAUUAAGCCGCGCCUGUGCAGCCCCAGCCGGCGGCCGCGGCGCGGGAGUCCACGCCAUGGAGCCCAGGGAGGAUCCCUGCAGGGAACCGCUGGGCCAGGAAGGUGGAGGCCAGUCCCUGACUGAUGAACUGGAGGAGGAACCGAAGCAGGGGUCAGCCCCCCACACUCAGGACACCCUGAAAAAAGAGCUGCCACCCCCCUGUGCCAUCUCAGGAGAGGAGCCGCCUCCAGAGCCCACUGGAGAACCGACUCGUGCUAAUGCCAGGCGCGUGUGCCAGCCCUCCAGCUCCAGGGCUGUCCACAAAGACAGGCAGAACCCAGGCAGACCCCAGUCUCAGGGGCAAGGCUCUUCCCUCUUAGCACGACAGGCAAAGACAGUAAAGAGACCGGCUUCCCCAGGCCCUGGUAAACACAAAAAACCCAAUGCCACGGAUGUGGCCUCAACAUCACUGCUCAGUGUUGCUAAGUCAUCCUGUGCCACUCACAACCCUGUGCCUUGUGGGUCAGGCCGGGGCCCCUGCCACCUGGCCAACCUCCUCAGCACAUUGACCCAGAACGGCCAAAACGCAGACCAGAAGAAGGGGCCCCCAGAAGUGAACUGCCAAGUUCGGAAAAAGACUCGAACCCUCUACCGUUCAGACCAGUUGGAAGAGCUAGAGCGAAUGUUCCAAGAAGACCACUACCCUGAUGGUGACAAGCGCCGGGAGAUAGCCCAGACGGUGGGGGUCACUCCCCAGCGCAUCAUGGUAAAGGGGGCUGGUUAACCAGCAGGGUGGACAGGCAGUUCUCCAAGUAUCUUUACCCCAUAGGUGUGGUUCCAGAAUCGCCGGGCAAAGUGGCGAAAAGUUGAGAAGUUGAAUGGGAAAGAAAAUGAGGACAAUCCUGAAGCUCCUGCCAGCAGCCAGUGCAGCUCUACCGAAGAGCCCCCACUUCCCACACCCAUGGAUGGGGAGUCUGGCCCCUUCCCUGCAGAGCCCACUCUGGAUACCUUUCCAGAGCCCCCUCUGCUGAUGAUGUCCGACCAGACUCUGGCACCCAUCCAACAGAGCGAGGGUACUCAGAGGGUGGUGACCCCACCACUCUUCAGUCCCCCACCUGUUCGAAGAACCAACUUUCCUUUUCCCCUGGGCCCUGUGCACACCCCCCAGCUGAUGUCUCUGCUGGCAGAUGUCCCUGGUAGUGAGAGCAGUCCCACUGGAUCCUGGGGGACAAGCGUCUCCUCACCACCCAUCUGCGCGUAUCUGGAAGACCCAGAAGCCCAGGAUUACCCACAGAGCAGCCAGCUGGGACCGGUCCAGUUCCCCCAGCCUCCACAGACUCAGCUUUUCCCGCCUCCCCAGCCCCAGUUUUCAUACCUGCCUCCCUUCCCCUUCCCCAUGCCCAGUUCACUGACCUUUCCACCACCGGAAGACCCCCUCUUUAUGUUUCCUUGUGGUCCCAGUGGGGGCAUGUCACAGGGCUACUACUCAGGCCCUCCAUCGGGGCAGAUUCUGCUGCAGCCACCCGCGGGAAAUGUGGGUGCAGUGUCCUGGAGUGACCUCUGUUUGCCAGAACUGCCCUUCCCUGGUCCACUCUACCCACAGACACUGGGGCACCCCUCAGGAGCAGAUGGCUAUUUUCCUGAUCUGUGUACAGCUCCUGGUGCUCAGGCAAUGAGCAGGCAGCCUUCUCCAGGUCUUGACCCGCUGCCAGAAGGGGCCAGACCAGGAACUGGGCCCUUACUCAGCAAGGCACAAGAAAAGCAGCCUGUCUUCUCCCUGGAGCCGUCCACAGCAUUGGAGGAGGUCAAAGAAGACAAGAAUGGCUGUGCUUCCUAG